Spodoptera frugiperda (fall armyworm) is the source of this 5497-nucleotide messenger RNA. Its product is annotated as GTP-binding protein REM 1. The record is from RefSeq and is a predicted model, not a curated record. Gene Ontology annotation, cellular component: plasma membrane. Gene Ontology annotation, molecular function: GTP binding; calcium channel regulator activity; GTPase activity. The coding region runs from base 26 to 1225 and encodes 399 amino acids. The transcript has 5 exons. Lineage: Eukaryota; Metazoa; Arthropoda; Insecta; Lepidoptera; Noctuidae.
UCGACGCUUCAGUAUCGUCGCGACCAUGGCUACGGACGGACGUACGAAGCGCUCGCAGUCGAUAUGCGCUCCCGCCUCCGCGAGUAUGGAAGCUCUCGCAGCUCCCAUGGAGACCACGCCAGCGCCUCGCCGGAGGCCUGCUGCGCGGUCCCAGUCUGCCAGGAUCACUGGCGGUCGCUCCGUGAGGCAGCGACGCCAGCAGCAGCAGCAACAACAACUGGAUAGAGAAACCAGGACCCGGUACAGCUCGGAGCCUCGUCUCGCUGAGGCUGAGACUCCGCCUCAGGUCCGCAGGCAGGCCUCUGCCCGCCGCCGCCCGCCGCCCGGCCAGCACAACCAGCCGCGGCGCUCCAACGCGUUCCUGGAUGUGCCCAGGAACCCGCCGCACCAGCCCGAGGAGGAGCCCGACGAGGACUCGUACCGACUCCGCACGUUCAACAUCACGCAGAAAGGAGGCAUAGUCAACAGAGGUGACUCCUUCAGACGCCGCCGAUCAAGAUCAGGUAGUCUAGCCCCGUCUUCGCCUGCGCAGUCAGCGCCUGAGUCUCAAGAACGCAAGCCGGUGGCGUGUCACCGAGUCGCCAUGAUUGGAGCGCCAGGAGUCGGGAAGACUGCCCUCAUCAGCCAAUUCCAGACCAGCGAAUGUAUAAACGCUUAUGACAGACAAAGAGAUUUGGACAGCACGGAGCAGAAGGUGUCUAUAAUGCUGAACGGUGAAGAAUCUGAGCUUUACUUCGUCAACUGCACUACGACAAAGGAGGAGAUCGAGCGCUCGGAGCCACCUGAUGCCUUCGUGGUGAUCUACUCCGUGGUGGACAAGGCUUCCUUCCAGAAAGCUGAACAGGAGCUGGCCAGGCUGCUCGACUGCGACAUGCUUCGAUCCCGACCAGCCAUCCUCGUCGCUAACAAGAUCGACCUGGCUAGAAGUCGAGCCGUUUCGACACAAGACGGCAAAUGCCUGGCGUGCACGUACAAAGCUAAAUUCAUAGAAGUCUCAGUCGGAAUCAACCACAACGUGGACGAGCUUCUGGUGGGGAUCCUCAACCAGAUCCGGCUAAAAAAGCAGCAGUACACAGCCGAAGGUGGAAGGGAGUCCUCACCAGCUCACUGGUACAAAUCCCGAGGAGUUGUUCGCGCCAGUAUGAAGGCCAGGCAGAUGUUCACCUGGAUCUUCGGCAAGGAAGACUCCAAGUUUAAGAACUGUGAGAAUCUGAAUGUCCUGUGAGUAGAAAAUGACGGACCAGUGUUCGUCUAAAGACAUUGGGACUUCUGCGUGCGUUUGGAAGUGAUAGUUCAGUGGAUAAGGUUAGAUAUUGUUUGGUCGUACUUAAAUGUUAAAAUAUAAUAAUACACGGCUAGUUAUGGCGUCUGAUGGGUAUAUUCAAUUUGUUUUGUAUGUGGCAUAUAAUAUUUUUAAUUUUUAAAUUAAUUAACUAUAGUGAGACAUACUAAAUUAACUUAAAAUGACGGUUGACUCACGUAUAUUAAUGGAGAAAAGCUAGUUUCGAGUCACAAAGCCGCGCAUCAGCUGAUGAAGAGGCCAUCCUCUGUGACUUGAAACUAUGUAGUUCUCCAUUAAUUUACGUGAGUAAACCCUGAUUUUUAGUUGAUAUUUAUAAUUACCUAGUGUUAAAUACCUAGGUAACAACCCCGAAAUCAUCAAAGAAGUAAAAGAAGAUAUUAUUAUGUACAAAAGCAACGCUUUGGCGCGCUUUCUCCUAGUCUAUGGUCCAUCAGAUAUGACAUAACUAACCGCGUGUUGCCAACCCAAAAAAAAUAAAAUGCCAAAUAUAAAAUUGGUAUUAACUAGUCGUUAUGUGCCAAUUUUGAGAGAAUUUAAUAAAUUUAUGUAUGUAAGUACUAUAUUUAAGUUAGGUAACAUAAUAUGAUAAGUGAGACGUGCAGUAUUUUACCAAAAUACUUUUAAUAUAUCAUUAAAAUGACGUAUCAGCAAUAUGUAAAGCAUAAGUGAUAUAUUAUAUCAUGUAGAUAAAAAAUAUUGUAAAAAUAUAAUAUGUACCUACUAAUAUUAUUGGACCAUGCGUACUUACAUAAUAUUUAGUUACGUAUAACCAGAGGUCGGAAAUAGGUAGAGUUAUUCAUGUACUUUCUUGAUUUUCAUACAGCGAAAGAAUAAAGUGUGCGUGAUUUUUUAAUUAAAAAGUUAUUUAUGUUAACACAAUUUAAACUACUGCACGCACGACGUUGCCAAACUUACAUCAAUGACAUCGGAUGUCCAAAGUUGUAAAAUAUCAAUACGUGCGAUGUUGCCACAUUUGUAGUUAUUUCUAUCUCUGACGUUACUAUUAUUAUUUGGAUUGUCCAUUAGAAAUCGCGGGAAGGUCCAUAUUAAUAUCAACAUUUCGAUGCAAGUACAUAAAUAACUCUACCUAAUUCCGACCUCUGCUUAUAACAGUUGUUACUUACGAUAAUUAUAUUAUACAUAGAAUAAAAUAUUAUACAUAGUAUCUAAAAUACACCAAUAUAUGUAACUUGUGUAGUUCAUCAAUAAAUAUUAGUAAUGUAAUAUUAUUAUAUCAUAUAUGGCGUGUUUAUAGUUCUGUCUGUCUGUAAUCCAUGUUAUCAUUUACCUAUUUAAACAAACCCAGAAAUAAAAGUAAAAAACUUAAUAGCUAUGGUUACCAAUUAAAUUCAAAACAGUUUCUUUUUAAGAAAAUUUAGAUUCUGAGAUAAAACGCUGCCUCCAAUGUACUCUGAUUUUAAUGAGAAUUUUCUAAAAUAUUGCGUACCUAAUUAAAAUACUUAUGCCUAACUGAGUUAACAUUUAAUUAAUUUGUGUUCAAAUUCACAUUGAUCCAGGGUCCACAUUAUUCCUUCCACCUCUACCAAAACUGAUUUAUCCUAAGCAAAAAUAUUUAUAACCCCUAAAUUGUAAGAAAAACCGUUUCGACAUUAAAUUACAGAAUAUUAAUUUACCAAAUUAACUUAAAAUGAAAACAAUACACGAAAAAUGUGUAAAAAAAAAACAAAAAUAAAAUGUGUAAUAUUUUGAAAAAUGAAACGUUUAUUCACUUUGACCUUUGAUAAAACCGAGUGAAACGGGUAAUGAAUACACUUUUAUCCGGUUAAGAAGCUGAGUCUAUGAUAAUCAGAUUUGGUUGAACAUAAUGUAACAAAUAUGUAUAUGUUUGGUAAGACUACCAAAACCACAAAAUGGCACCUAACUUAUAAUACUUCCUUCAAUAUAUACUGUAUAUCCUUUGUAUAAAUCUAAUAGUUGUAUAAAAUGUACAUUAUAAUAACCGAUGCAAAUGCACUUAUGGAUUUGAUGUUGUAUUUUAUAUUGUAAGUGAAAUAUUAUACAUGUUUGUGUAUUAUAUUAUGUAGUAGUUCUUGUAUUCAUUAUACAUAUAUAAUAGUCACAUUUAGCCACGUGUAUGAAGGUGUUUGUAAAAUGGCUCUCGAUUUAGGAUUCUCUAGAAAAAUAAUGAAAUUAUAAAUAUUGUUUCCAUAAUAGUAUUUUUAAACUGCUCAAGUUCAAUACCUGAAUAAAAAAUAGUAUAAAAUAUAUUUUUUGGAGAUCUUCGAUGGACACUUGAAACACUAGAGACGUUACAAGUGCAUUGUCGGUCUUUUGAGGGUUAGGAAUUAAAGGGUUGUUGAGGAAUCGGGGAUUGCGAAGAUGGGGAAAGGAGAUUAUUGAGCCUCCGGUAACCUCACUCACACAAUGAAACAGCGCAAUCGUUGUUUUAAGUCGGUUUUCUGUGAGGCCGGUCAUAUCAUACCGGUCGAGCCGGCCCAUUCGUGCCGAAACGUGGCCCACACUUUUAUAUAACUAAAUACUUCUUAUAGUGUUAAAAAAACUCCGCAGUACAUUAGAAGAAUGCCUCACGGUAGCAAUUUUACAAUCACCUAGUUAUUUUCGAUAAUGUCCACAAAUUAAUCAUAAAGUCCCAUUUACAAAAAUAUUGUUACUUAUAUCCUAUAACACCAUGACUGAACGCCAUAAAGUUGUUUAUUACUCCUAUUAAAUAUCUUUACAUCUUUUGGAUUACGAUCGGAAACAGUGCCUUUUUAUUAUUAAAAAAAAAUGUAUUGUAACACCUUAUGUGCUAUUUUUACUAAUAAUUUGUGAAAAAAAAUAUUAUAAAAAACCUACCUUAGUAGUUGUUGUACUUCCCCUUAUAUUUAUAUAAAUUAUAUUGAAGUAUAUUCGUCGUGUAUUGCUCGGGUUCGAUUAUCGAGUCGAGAUAGUUAUUAUAACUUUCGUGAGACAUACUAAAUUAAUUGUUAUGUUUUUCGGCUUACUCACGUAAUUAUUUGACGAGGAACUCGACUAGUAUCAAGUCAUGCUAGAAGCUCAUAUUUAUGAGCAGCAUUCCGCGACACACGACGCGUCGACUGUCGCACUGUUGGCUGCUGCUACUCAAAUAAUGAAGUGAGUAAACUGAAAAACAUAAUAAGAUUGAGAUAGGUAUUCAUGGGAUUUUCGAUUUUUGAAAUUCUCAGUAAAGAUAUGAAAAUACCCGAUGUAUAGCCUCAUAACAUAACUGGUAAAGAAUAACAUUUAAUAUACCAUUUACAUUUAUUAUAAGCAUACUGUCUAUCCUGCGAGUAAUUAGGAAGAGGGAUAUUAUGUAAUAAAACACAUAAUAUUGGUUCACGACAACAUAAUUUCGAACUGCAUUUAAUAAUAAUAUCCGGGUAUUUCGAAAAAUAACCUGCAUCUAUCCGGUUCCUUUCAAAAUUGUACGUCAAACGAACUCAUCCCGAUACACAGCAGACAUGCUGUUUGUUUGUAAUGUAAAUAAAACUUUAUUAGUAUUAUAUUAUAGUGCAUUUUGCAAAAUAUAUGAGCUUUCAAUUUCUAUUAGUGGGCCUAGACAAAUAAUAUGGUAUUGGUAAAUUAUCUAAUCUAGAGUAAUCAAUAAAAUUGGAACGUCUUUUUGUAUUAGGUAUUGAAAUAAUCCCCUCCAGUAACCUCACACACACAACGAAACACAAAAACGAAAACGAAACACGAAAACAGUCGGUUUUCUGUGAGGCCGUGAAAUCACUCUGGCGAUUUCUUACCGAAGCAUAACUCUUCCACACUUAAAUAUGUUUUCUUUCACUUAAAUAUGUUUAUAUAUCAAUAUUUUUGUUACCAAAAGUCUUCUGUUACCAGCUUCAACUACAUUAAUAUAAUUCAAAAAAUUUCCCAUCUUUUACCCUAAAGUCAAGAUCAUGAAAAUCAGUCCUAAAUUUUUGUUAUUUUAAUGAAUUCAAAUGACUUUAAAGACUCAGUAGAAUUCUGAAGUAACUUAAGACGAUUUUAAUUAAAUUUUUAAGUCACAAGACACGAUUAACUUUCCACAAUUUGUUUAUUGUAAAAGGUGUUCCAAUUUGCUUGGUAAUUGUGAACUUUGCCCGGAUGAUUUAUCAAUGCAAUAUGUUGUAAAGUGUAGGCCUUUAAGAAUAUUAUCAUUAUUGUAACAUACUGUAGCUAGUGUUUAUUGUAAAUAAAAUGAUUGACAAUAAAAUUUGAUUACUUUAA